Nelumbo nucifera (sacred lotus) is the source of this 2805-nucleotide messenger RNA. Its product is annotated as Concanavalin A-like lectin protein kinase family protein. Gene Ontology annotation, biological process: protein phosphorylation. Gene Ontology annotation, molecular function: carbohydrate binding; protein kinase activity; ATP binding. The record is from RefSeq and is a predicted model, not a curated record. NCBI's taxonomy places the organism in Eukaryota, Viridiplantae, Streptophyta, Magnoliopsida, Proteales, Nelumbonaceae.
CAAACCCUAAUUUUCAAACCAAACCACGCGCCCAUUUCUAACCGUUUAAACCCCAUUUCAUACUCUAAACUCUGAAGAUAACGUUUUCCCUCUUCUUCUUUCAGUUGUUCUUCUUGACUUCUCAAACUCCACCAACAUGAAUACAUUCCUUGAAAAAGAACCUCGCUUAUCUGCGCCAUGAAUCACCUCCAAGAGAGCAUAUUGUCAUCUUCUGCUGCCCCUCCCCUUACCUAUAUUGUUUAUUUCUUCUUUUUCCUGUUCAUCUAUUCUUAGCAAUCUCGUGCUAACUUAAGCUCCCACCAUGAAUUUUCUUCCAAGAAAGUUUCUUGUUUUAUUCUCUCUCUUCGUUUUCUUUGAGUUUUCAAUUGUUGCGAUGGCGUCUGCGGAGAAUUUGAAGUUUGAUUUCCGUUCUUUCACUCUCCGGAAUCUCACUCUCCUCGGCGACUCUUACCUCAGGAACGGUGUCCUCGGUCUUACACGGGAGAUUGGUGUCCCCUCGUCGAGCUCUGGUAGCGUCAUCUGCAAUUCCCCCGUUUCUUUCUUCGAUCCUGUAACGAACAUCACAGCUUCUUUUUCGACGAGGUUCUCCUUCUCAAUUACCAACGUCAGUUCAGGCUCAUAUGGUGAUGGGUUGACGUUCUUUUUGUCCCCAAAUAACCGGACCCUCGGAAGUUCAGGAGGGUUUUUGGGUCUUGUUAAUUCGUCCCAACUGACCAAGAACAGAUUUGUCGCGGUUGAAUUUGAUACCCGUUUAGACUCCCAUUUCAACGAUCCUAAUGAUAACCACAUUGGGUUGGAUAUUGAUACUUUGAAUUCAAUCAAGACGGCAGACCCCACGUUGCUGGGCAUAGAUCUCAAGAGCGGCAACCUGAUAACAACGUGGAUUGAUUACAAAGACGAUCAGAAGAAAUUGAACGUUUGGAUGAGUUACUCAAAUUCCAAGCCAGAGAAGCCAGUUUUGUCAGCUGAUACGGACCUCUCGGACUAUCUCAAAGGAGUUAUAUAUGCGGGGUUCUCUGCGUCCACUGAAGGGAGCACCGAGCUCCACCUGAUUCAAGAUUGGACCUUUCAGACGUUUGGGUUUCAACCUGUGAAACCAUGGUAUCAGCCACACAAUGUGUCUGAUAACUCUGUCACUGUAACGCCACUAAUUCCCGCCUCUAAUUCUACCAGCAAAAGACGUAAGAAACUUGGUUUAGGCUUUGGAAUUGCUGGGCCGGCCUUCUUCUGCGUGGUUCUUUUGGUAUUUGGUUGGAUUUCUCUUAAGAAAUGGAAGGAAAUUAGAACAGAUAAGAGCUUCAAAUCAGAGCUUCUGAAAGGCCCAAGAGAAUUUAGUUAUAAAGAGCUAAGAUCUGCCACAAAAGGGUUUCAUUCCAGCCGAAUCCUAGGUCACGGAGCGUUUGGGACUGUUUACAAAGCCAUUUUUCCUGAGUCCGGCGUCAUUUGUGCAGUUAAACGAUCGAAACAUACCCACGAAGGCCAAACUGAAUUUCUUGCUGAACUGUCCAUAAUAGCUUGUCUGAGACACAAAAAUCUAGUCCAACUUCAAGGUUGGUGUGCUGAGAAGGGUGAGUUACUGCUCGUGUAUGAAUUUAUGCCCAAUGGAAGCCUUGAUAAAGUCCUCUACCAAGAAACUGAGGGGAUCUCACUAAAAUGGCCUCAGAGGUACAACAUUGCUUUGGGGAUAGCCUCUGUUCUUUGUUAUCUACACCAAGAAUGUGAACAGCAAGUUAUCCACAGAGACAUAAAGGCCAGUAAUAUAAUGUUGGACAGGAAUGUUAAUCCAAGGCUGGGGGAUUUUGGUUUGGCGAGGCUCACGGAGCAUGAUAAGAGCCCUGUUUCAACCUUAACUGCCGGAACAAUGGGGUAUCUCGCCCCUGAGUAUCUCCAAUAUGGGAAAGCAACUGAAAAGACCGAUGUUUUCAGCUAUGGUGUGGUUAUUCUCGAAGUGGCUUGUGGAAGGAGGCCUAUAGAGAAAGAAACAAAUAGCCAGAAGAUGGUUAAUUUGGUGGAUUGGGUUUGGAGUUUGUACUCCAGGGGCAAACUCACUGAAGCGGCAGACAGUAGGUUGAAUGGGGAGUUUGAGAAGGAGGAAAUGAGAAAGUUGUUGCUUGUGGGCCUGAGCUGUGCAAACCCAGAUUGCACUGAAAGACCUUCAAUGAGGAGGGUCCUCCAGAUCCUAAACAAUGAAGCAGAGCUUCCAAUUGUACCAAAGACAAAACCUAGUCUAACAUUCUCUAACAGCUUGCCGUUGAGUCUCGAGGAUAUUGUCUUUGACUGUGAAGACUCUAAGGCACCCAGCCCUUUCUAUGAGAUCAAACCCAACUGAGGAAAACAGAAAAGAAUUUGCAGACCAUGGUGACUUUGUAUUGAAGAGAAGUAUUUGUAUUAUAGUUGAGAAGAUGGAAAAUUCUUAGAGCCAAUUGACUUGGCAGAAUGUCUAAGGGAGUAAUCUGUUGGUGUCCAAUUUAAUCUACUGAACCUACUGCCGUCAUCAAAGGAAUUUUGAAUAAACUGAGCAAAAGAGAUGAGGAGUGCACUGUUCUUUUUUCCUUUUUCUUUUAUCUUAUGUUUAGUUCUUUCAUUUAGCUUUAAAUGUAUAUCAACACAAGUGUGGUAAUCAAAGCACUUGCAAUGAUUGUUUCUCUGAUUUUUUUUCUCUUUCUGGAUAACUGAUUCUUUCUGUAGUGAGUAGAUUGGUAUGUUGCUUCUUUAGCAAUGACACAUGGAAAUACAGUGAUAUCCCACAUGUAAUUAGUAUCAUUUGCAGGGUGAAUAACUUGAUGAGAAAUCAAUGUUUCUUUC